ACUCAGCAUUUAGGGCAUGCUUGUCGGCCAAGACUUGCCGUUGACAAAACUGUUGUUCAACAACUGCGUGAAGAAUCAAUGAAAUGGGUGGACAUUGCAAAAAUUAUUGGAAUUUCAUCCAAAACAUUGACUCGCCGACGCAGGGAAUUUGAUAUGCCUAUUGGUGCUGAUGCAUAUACAUGUAUUGAAGAUGGCGAAUUAGAUGAGCAUGUUCGAGGAAUUUUAAGAAUAAAUCCUGAAGCAGGACUUGGUUUAGUUGAAGGAGGACUCAGAGCAAAAAAAUUAAUGAUUCAGCAGAAACGUGUACGGGAAUCUAUUGCUAGAGUUAACCCAGUUAUCUCAGCAGUCAGAAGACACAAUUUCAAGAUUGUCAGGCGAAAAUAUUCUGUACCUUGUCCAAAUGCCCUCUGGCAUAUUGAUGGUGAUCAUAAAUUAAUUGAACCUUACAGAAUUGUCAUUCAUGGUGGCAUCGAUGGGUUCUCUCGGCUAAUUGUAUUUCUAAGGGCUUCUACAAAUAACAAGGCUAGUACUGUUCUUGAACUGUUUCAAGAAGCUGUUCGUCGUUACAACCUACCAUCCCGUGUUCGUUCAGAUCAGGGCUUGGAGAAUGUUGAGGUUGCUAAGUUUAUGUUACGUGAAAGAGGCCUAAACAGAGGUAGUAUAAUAACUGGCAAGUCAGUUCACAAUCAAAGAAUAGAACGUUUGUGGAGGGAGGUCAAUCGGACUGUAGUAAGCAAGUUUAAGAACGUAUUCAUGUACCUAGAAACAAGUGGAUUAUUUAAUCCCUUGAGUGAAAUUCACCUAUUUUGUCUGCAGUAUGUGUACCUGCCAGAAAUUAACAACUCAUUAGAAGAACUCACGAGAGAGUGGAACUAUCAUGGCCUUACUACUGAGAGCAAAAAAACGCCCAGGCAAUUGUGGAUUGCUGGAAUGUUGUCCAAUAGUGCCACCAAUUACAGGGCUGUUGGAGAUGUUUUGGGAGAUGUUCAGCCAGAUAUGUCUGACUAUGGAAUAGAUGAGGAAGGUGACAUACCAGAACUUCAAACUUCCAACAAUGUGGUUGUUCCAGAAUCUUCUAUAGAAAACACUGAAGAAGUGGAUACUGAUUUGCAACAUAUCCUUGAGGCAGCAAAUGGCGAUGAAUAUUGCAUUCAAAAAUACCUUUCGGUUCUUGAUUAUAUGGAACAUCUUUAUGGUAAUCAAGAAAAUGAAUUUGAAAACAAUGUUUAGCUAAACUUUGGAUAAAUUUUAUUUGGGUAAAGCUUUGCACAAUAUAAUAUAAUUAACAUGGCUCUUUUAGUUUUUUCAGGAGGGUAAUAAUUAGGGGAUGUCUAAAUGAUCCUGCUUAUUCAAGAUUUUAAAACAAAGCAUGAAAUGAUGACGAAAAACAAGUUUUUCACUUUUUAAUUUGAGCACAAUUCUCCUGGAGUCCAUGUUCUUGCAGUUUUCCGCUGAAAUUGUUUCAGAAACUUUAUCUGUGUAUCAAAACCGAUUAACAAAUCUGAACAUCUAAAGAUAUUUUAUGCUAUAAAAAUAGUCUUCUGACGUGUAUAAAAUGUCGCAAAAGUUAAUAAACUUUAAACU
This is a messenger RNA of Dendronephthya gigantea, 1584 nucleotides long. RefSeq lists its product as uncharacterized. The coding region runs from base 79 to 1230 and encodes 383 amino acids. Lineage: Eukaryota; Metazoa; Cnidaria; Anthozoa; Malacalcyonacea; Nephtheidae. Gene Ontology annotation, biological process: DNA integration. The transcript has 2 exons. Gene Ontology annotation, molecular function: nucleic acid binding. The record is from RefSeq and is a predicted model, not a curated record.